Talaromyces stipitatus ATCC 10500 is the source of this 996-nucleotide messenger RNA. Its product is annotated as indole-diterpene biosynthesis protein PaxU, putative. NCBI's taxonomy places the organism in Eukaryota, Fungi, Ascomycota, Eurotiomycetes, Eurotiales, Trichocomaceae. The coding region runs from base 1 to 996 and encodes 331 amino acids. The transcript is spliced from 2 exons. The record is from RefSeq and is a predicted model, not a curated record.
AUGUCACCAAAUAUGGAGAAAUUCGAUCCACUCUCGCCAUUCAAUCGUCUUGCACCCUCAAUUUAUGUCAUGGAACCACGAAGAGAACCCACAAAAGACGACAAGAGCCCUUCGACAAUUCUCCUACCGUUCUGGAUGAAUGCACCUCCACGCGCAGCAGUUAAAUACGUCGUUAAAUAUGCCGAGCUCGUUCCCUCAGCACGCAUCAUCUUCUUACUUACCGACACACGAGAUUUCUACAUCUCACGAGCUGCUCAUGAGCUUCGAUUGAAGCCUGUAAUCGAUAUUCUCGCUGCUGCCCUGGCUGACAAGGAGGAAACAUCAGAAAACGCAUGUGAUAAUGCAGUAUACAUCCAUCUUUUCUCCAACGGCGGCGUAUUCGCAACAGCUCAGUUGUUACAAGCAUACAAAACUGCUACGGGUAGGCCAUUACGAGUGUCAAACAUGAUCUUGGAUAGUGCACCCGGUCGACCGACACCGUCAUUAUCUAUCAAGGCAUUAUCAUUCGGUCUCCCGCAGACGAUUAUCCUCCGACAGCUCAGUUACGCGCUAUUGACUGCCAUGAUAUGGAGCACAUACCUAAGCCGAAAAUUCUUGAGCAUGAUGUGGAGAUUAUUCUGGAAACAACCUGACAAAAAUGAUGGUGUCGUUUACGGCGAUGAUCCAUUAACAUAUACGCGAAAGACGAUUUUGGAUCCUGAGUUUGUUGUCGCGAGAACCUCAGCAGAGAGGACUAGGAUGUGUUAUAUAUAUUCGGAUUCGGAUGAGUUGGUACCUUGGAAGGAUGUCGAGGAACAUGCGGCUCUGGCGUCGAACAGUAAGAAUGGGGCUAAGGUUGUGGAAAUGGAGCGGUUCAGUGGGACGCCGCAUGUUGGGCAUAUGAGAAGUGAUCCAGAGAGACUUGGUUAUAACCAUCAGACUACUCUGCGUCUACCUAAGAUUAUCGCAGCAGGUAUGGAAGGAUUAGACAGCGCACUAACAUGCCCUCUGAUUUGA